Knipowitschia caucasica is the source of this 315-nucleotide messenger RNA. NCBI's taxonomy places the organism in Eukaryota, Metazoa, Chordata, Actinopteri, Gobiiformes, Gobiidae. The record is from the annotation of a GenBank genome assembly.
AUGCCUGCUCUAAACUGGCGGACGCAUGUGUGGACAACAGGCCUGGUCUCCUGCCCUUUUCUAUGGCGGCCCGGAGCGGCCCCCUCCGAAGAGGCCUCCCACCUGUUGGUGUCCUUUAGAAGCCCCGGGCCUCUCCUGUGCCUCCUGUCCGGCCCAAUCAGGACCCUGACAGGGGGGAGCCAGCCUGUGAAAUCACACCUCUCAGCUGUUCGCACUGGGCUCGAGACACCCUACACCCUCCAACAGAACCUCCAGCAUACCCUACCCAGCACCAGCCUCCAUUUUACACCCAAUGUCAAUGUGGUUCUUCUCUAA